GCGAGCGGCGCGGGCGUGUCAGUCGGAGAGCGCGUCACCACCCCCCGGUCAUCGAUGAGCCCGCCAUGAAGAAGGUGGUGUUGCGACGCAGCUCGGCGCGCUACCUCGCGUUCGGCGCCAUCUUGUUCACGGCGCUGCUGUUCCUGUACUACGGCUACAACACGGGAGGGGGAGGCGGACAGCAGCAGCAGCAGCACCGCGGGGGCGGGCCCGUCCCCGCGGCGAGCAGGCCCGCCCCCACGGCCGCCGCCCCGCCGCCGCCGGAGGAAGAGGAGGACGACGACGACUGGCAGGAGGGCGACUGGACGCUCGCCGCCGGCACGUGUCCGUCUAUCCGGCCGGCGCAGGCGGACGUAGACACCGUCCAACAGUUCAACAAGUUCGACUUCCAGCCGUACUGGAUGAAGAGCAGGGAGUACUGGGAUGCCAACUUCGAGGAGCGAUACAAGGCCAGGAAGGAGAAGUGGCCUGACCUCCCCCUUAAGGUGAUCCUGGUGCCGCACUCGCACAACGACCCCGGCUGGCUGAAGACGUACGAGAGCUACUACCACUACCAGACCAGGAACAUCCUCAACAACAUGGUGGACAAGCUGCAGGCCUUCCCCAACAUGACCUUCAUCUGGUCCGAGGUCUCCUUCUUCGCGCAGUGGUGGGAGAGCGCUCACCCCACCAAGCGGCGCGUGGUCCGGAGGCUGCUGGAGCAGGGGCGGCUGGAGAUCAUGACCGGCGGCUGGGUCAUGACGGACGAGGCCACCGUGCACAUGUACGCCAUGCUGGACCAGCUCAUCGAAGGUCAUCUGUGGGUGAAGAACAACCUGGGUGUCGUUCCCAGGUCUGGUUGGUCGGUGGAUCCCUUCGGACACGGCUCCACGGUGCCCUACAUGCUGAGGCAGGCGGGUGUCGGCAACACCGUCAUCCAGAGGGUGCACUACGCCUGGAAGCAGUGGCUCGCCCAGCAGCAGAUGGGGGACUUCCUCUGGCGACAGAACUGGGACGAGGACGGCCACACCGACAUCCUCACACACAACCAGCCGUUCGACAUCUACUCCAUCAAGCACUCCUGCGGGCCCCACCCGCAGGUGUGCCUCAACUUCGACUUCCGGAAGAUCCCCGGCGAGUACACGGAGUACAGCCUGAGGGCGGUGCCGAUAGACGAGUACAACGUGCGUCAGAAGGCGGAGUUGCUGCUGGAGCAGUACGGGCGUACUGGAUCGCUGUUCCCCCACAAUGUGGUGAUGAUGCCUUUGGGAGACGACUUCCGCUACGAUCACGAGAUCGAGUGGGACCAACAGUAUCACAACUACAAGCGUCUUUUCGACUACAUUAACCAGAACAAGGAGCGGUACCAUGCUGAAGUCAUGUUCGGCACUCCGUCUGACUACUUCACGGCGGUCAAGGAACGAAGUAAACAUUUCCCGACACUGAAAGGCGACUUCUAUGUUUAUAGUGACAUCUUUUCAGAAGGGAGACCAGCCUACUGGAGUGGAUACUUCACCACUCGACCAUACUGGAAAAUAUUGGACAGGGAGGUUGAGGCCAGUCUGAGGUCGGCAGAGAUAUUGUAUACCCUUGCCCUCAACAGGGCUCGGCAACACAACUUCAACAAAACAGCUCAGCUUCUGGAGAGGGACUUUGAGCGAAUCAUAAAGGCACGUCGGUCUCUAGCCUUGUUCCAGCAUCAUGAUGCUAUCACCGGUACAUCCAAAGCAUUCGUCAUGCACGACUACGGUCUUAAGCUAUUUGAGGCUUUGCAGGAUACCAUGCAUGUGCAAAGUCACAGUGCACAGACUCUAUUAGUGAAGGAUCUUUCGGAAAAGCAGACUCCUGGGAAGUUUAUGAUCAACAGGCAAGAUAAUUUUCUUCUGCCUGAUACCGACCGCGAGUCUUAUGAGAAGCUUCCUCAAAAAUUGCCUCUCAUGACUACGAAAAAUAAACCUAGGCGCAUUGUAUUGUUUAACCCUCUGGCACAGCAACGGCAAGAAGUGGUAAAAAUAAGAGUGACUAUGCCCAAUGUGAGGGUGAUCGACUCCGAAGGAAAUGCAGUGCAAUUUCAAAUUAAUCCAGUGUGGAAUUUUACUACUCUAGACAAGAUAAAAAUGGAUAACAUUGGAGUAGAUAGUGAAAUGACAGAAGAACAAACAGAAAAGAUUGACAUUCAGAUGUCGAAGGACAUCUUUGAAGUGAUGUUCAUAGCAAAUUUGCCCGGUCUUUCGUUAGUUACAUAUACUAUCGAGAGAGUUUUAAAAAGAAACUUGGAACCACGCGCCAUAGUUUAUUGUGCUUCGUGUGGAAAGAACGCGGAAGAUCCUAACUUCGUGCCUCCAUUCGUAGUCAAAGGUAUGCAGGCAGGUGACAUACAAUUGGAGAACCAUCGCAUGAAGCUUCUUGUAGACGGACACUCGGGAUUUCUUAAAGCAGUCACUCGCAAGGCAACGGGCCACACCACUCAGUGUGGCCUCCAGUUCUCUGCCUAUCCAUCGGCCCAGUUCCACAGCGGAGCCUACCUCUUCAUGCCGGAUCCCAACGCCCGAGAGGCGGAGCGAGAAGUGCUGUCGGAUCACCAGUCGAACCGCGGUUCCACGCAAAUCAUAAUCAUCACUUCCGGACCGGUCGCCUCCGAGCUGACAGUGGUUUACCACCCGUUGCUCACGCACUCCAUACGCAUCUACCACACGGCGGGCCCGCUGAGCGAGGGCAUGUACAUAGAGAACACGGUGGACUUUGAGGCCCCGCCCAAGAACCGCGAGACCGAGCUGUUCAUGAGAGUGGUGAGCGACAUCAGCAACGGCGACCCGCCAGAGUUCUACUCCGACCUGAACGGCUUCCAGAUGCAGCGCAGGGAGAAGGUGGAGCGGAUCGGCAUCGAGGGCAACUACUUCCCGGUGACGUCGAUGGCCUACAUCCAGGACGCCGAGCGGCGCCUCAGCCUGCUGGUGAGCCACGCGCAGGGCGCGGCAAGCUGGCAGCCCGGCUGGCUGGAGGUGAUGCUGGACCGCCGGACGCUGUACGACGACUCGCGGGGGAUGGGCGAGGGGGUGGUCGACAACAAGCGCAUGCUCGCCAAGUUCUGGCUGCUGCUGGAGGAGGUGUCCGGCCCGGCGGACGAGUACUCGCGCCCCAGCCUGUUCGCGCACCACCUCUCCAACGGCCUGCUCUACCCGGCGAGCCUGUUCGUCGUGGAGGGCGCGCCCACCGGCCUGCGCGGGAAGGUGAGCCUGCUGACCAGGCCGUUCCCUUGCGACGUGCACCUGGUGACGCUGCGCGCGACGCCGGACCCCGGCUACAUGCAGUUCCCGUCGGGCUCGGCGCUGAUGGUGCUGCACCGGGUGGGGUACUCGUGCAGCACGGAGCCCGGGGCCGCCAUACCGCGGUGCUCCGCCUCCGACACGGACCACGCCGCGCUGCGCAGGAGGACUCUGUUCAGGCGCCUGAGGCUGCAGUCGGUGGUGAGGACCUCCCUGACGGGCCUGCACGCGCAGGAGGAGCUGGAAGACCUGGGGCAGGUGCUGCUGCGGCCCAUGCAGCUCGUCACGUUGAACGUCACGUUCGUGCUGUGAUAACCGAGUAUUUAUUGAACUCCCGGCGUUUGUUAUCCGUGUACAGUAUUUAUAAAAUGACGGGACGAUUUGUUGAAAUCGCGGUGUGAUUCUGUAUUUCAAUGAAGACUAUUUAUUUUUGUAAAAUAAAAAGAAAAACAGCAAUUUUUUUAUUGGA
Messenger RNA from Bacillus rossius redtenbacheri, 3714 nucleotides. Its product is annotated as alpha-mannosidase 2-like. Gene Ontology annotation, molecular function: carbohydrate binding; alpha-mannosidase activity. The transcript has 5 exons. Gene Ontology annotation, biological process: mannose metabolic process; protein deglycosylation; N-glycan processing. Gene Ontology annotation, cellular component: Golgi membrane. NCBI's taxonomy places the organism in Eukaryota, Metazoa, Arthropoda, Insecta, Phasmatodea, Bacillidae. The coding region runs from base 66 to 3557 and encodes 1163 amino acids. The record is from RefSeq and is a predicted model, not a curated record.